GGAAGGGCAGGAGAACAGCCGAUGGGGAAUCAGGAAGAAUCGAAAAAAAGUGCCGGACUCGGAUGUAACGGCGUUUGGCGGAGAAAUUAAUUGAUGAUGAUAAUAAUGACAGGAAAAGAGGGGUUUGAAGAGGGUCUCUCCCACUCUCGCCAAAUGCGUCUAGUUGAUGACGAUGAUGACGCUGGCGAUGGAGGAAGACGAUGGUAUGGGAGUGGAGGUGAGGCGGAGAGGAUCGUUCCGCCCUGGUUUUUGCAGUGUUGCUGGAUAGUUGGAUCGACUGCAGCAGAUGCCAGUCUUGAAGAACGGGGGAAUUCCAGGCAGGAAUCCCUGAUUCUAAUGGACAAGGCUGCAAUUGGGUCGAUCCCAGGUCGGUGGAAAGACGCCUGGAUCGGCAGCCUGAAUCUAUCACCAGUUCUGGCUGAUCAAUCCAAGAUCUACAGAUUUGCUACGGUAACCACAGAUAACAUCGCCAAAUUUGUCCUACUCGCUACGGCGCUUUUAGAAUUUUAUUCAACCUGCUCCUGCAAGGGGACAUGCUUUUAUAUACGGCCACGUUGAUCCCCAGUCAAUCAUUGUGAUUUUCCCGCACCGCAGGCUGCCACGUAAAUUUAAUUUCAUUCAUCAUUGAUCUCCGUAAAUUCCAGAUAUGAUUGCGACUCGAAGUUGUCUGUAUUCAGACCAACUAAAGCUGGACUCGGCCGAAGUGGCUCGUAUCCAAGAAAUCAGGCUUGGCCUUUCGGUAUCACCAACCCCGUCCCACAUGGCUGAUUGAUAUUUCCUGCGGCAGGCUGGUGCUCCGCGGAAGAUGC
This is a messenger RNA of Aspergillus wentii DTO 134E9, 809 nucleotides long. RefSeq lists its product as uncharacterized. The transcript has 3 exons. The coding region runs from base 94 to 558 and encodes 154 amino acids. Lineage: Eukaryota; Fungi; Ascomycota; Eurotiomycetes; Eurotiales; Aspergillaceae. The record is from RefSeq and is a predicted model, not a curated record.